AUUCAGACGUUAGCUAGAUAGCCGUCUACUAUUAAAAUUACGAAUGAACAAAUGCACUACACGCUACAUUUUGUAGCAAUACCAUAACGCUUCUUUGAACCCUAGGCAGUUUGCACCAACUGUAUGCAGAAAAGCAACGACUGUUUACUCAAUUACUAAAUCCAUCUUCUUCUGAAGGAGCAAUAUGGCACCAUUUACCGCUUGAUUGCCAGGCCUUGGUUUUGGCAUUCACGCUCCGACCUCUGAUGCUACUAGCUGAUGAUCGUUCGUGGAUCGCAUGCAAAUAAAAAACGAGCACGAAAGGCUACAUGCUGCAAGCUCAAGAGCAAGAGUAACUCGAAUAGACUACUUACUAUUGGCUUAUGAUUUCCAACUCCUGACAAUGGCAAAAUCUGAAGCAAGUGAUGGAGAAUGGGUCGAGGAGGAGCAUCUUAUGUUGGUGGAGUUGACUGGAGUGCUUGAUUAUCAGUACUUUGCCAAGUCGGACAAAGUUUGCAAGUUAUUGGGAAUUGGAACAGAGAAUCCAGUCUUACAGAUAGGAAAUUAUGUCUUCAAGGGAGAAUAUAAAAAGACUGUGGGUACAGCUGUCUUCUUUGAACAAGAGAAAGAUGAUAGCAAAGACUGGAGUUACAAAUGCUGUACAAAUAAAAUGCUGGAGAUGAGAAGAGUCUUUCUGCAACCUAAAGAAAAUGUGACGGAUGAACAGGAGACUGGUAGCCAAACCACAUCAAUGGAUGUAACAGAAGCAGAGGAUGGUACCUGAUAGGAAGCAAUAUAUCUCUGAAAUACAACAACAGGAUUACUUAAUUCCACGUAGAUCGGUGUUCAGAUCACACCGUCUCUUGCAGCGUUACGGACCAUCGUAAUAGAGCGUUAUGGAUUGGGGUUAUGAAGUGGCUACCCGUCGGCUCCAGAUUCACUACAAAAUAGUUCCUCUCACCUUCAAAUGCAUCCAUGGUCUGGCUCAUCCCUACCCAUCUGAACUCAUAAUCUAUUAGGCAACCAUCACCUUACUCCCUCCCCUCCUGUCAGUGCAUCACACUGAACCAUACGUCUCCUAAGACGCUUCCCACACUUGUGGACAGAGCUUUUGCUGCUGCUGCUGCUCCCAAACAGUGGAAUAGCAUUCCAAGAUUUUUUUUCGCAACUAGCAAUCUCUCAAAACCUUCAAAAAAUAUCACAAAACUCAUCUCUUCUGUUAAUAACAUAAGUGUAAAGCCCAUUUGAAUUAGUACAUUUGUAUAUGGAAAACAUGAACAAUACAAAUAUUAUCAUUAAAAAAAUAGAAUAAACUUGAUAAAGAUAAGAACACUAAUUUUAAGAGAAGGAUGAGAUUGAAUAACAAGGUGAAAUGAAACAACAGCAAAGCAAAGGCAUCAGCUAA
Strongylocentrotus purpuratus (purple sea urchin) is the source of this 1384-nucleotide messenger RNA. Its product is annotated as general transcription factor 3C polypeptide 6. The coding region runs from base 278 to 763 and encodes 161 amino acids. The record is from RefSeq and is a predicted model, not a curated record. The transcript is spliced from 5 exons. Gene Ontology annotation, cellular component: transcription factor TFIIIC complex. Gene Ontology annotation, biological process: transcription by RNA polymerase III. NCBI's taxonomy places the organism in Eukaryota, Metazoa, Echinodermata, Echinoidea, Camarodonta, Strongylocentrotidae.